Messenger RNA from Bathycoccus prasinos, 1365 nucleotides. RefSeq lists its product with no specific name. Lineage: Eukaryota; Viridiplantae; Chlorophyta; Mamiellophyceae; Mamiellales; Bathycoccaceae. Bases 1 to 1365 code for a protein of 454 amino acids. The record is from RefSeq and is a predicted model, not a curated record. The transcript has a single exon.
AUGAGUGGAACAACGACAGCGCUUCAAACGGUGGGGGCGCGAGGGGAAGUUGUUCACGUCGUCGCCGCCGGUAACGCGAGAACGACGAUGCAGAGAAACAAGAUUAGUGCCGCUCGAAGUUUGCAAAGAGAGAAUCAUCGGUUUUUUUCUUCGAGGAAUACGACGACGACCACCACCACCACCACCACCACCGCGGCAAUGUCCACAGAGAGCACUCCGACAAGUGACGACGAGAAUAAUAACAGUAACAAUAAGGACAGAUUCUUCUUGAACUUUUUCGGGUUCCCAUUCCCUUUGGUUCCUUUCCUCUUUCGAGAAACAAAAGUUGAGAAGAUUUACGAAAACGUCUAUGCCUUUACGCAGCAACAAGGCAUUGGAUUCGGCCUGGGAGUAUCAACGAACGUACGGAUGACGGUGAUAAAAUUGAAGGACGGCACGCUGUGGGUGAAAGAUCCAAUCGCACCAACCGAGGAGUGCAUAGCUUUGAUGAAAGAGACAUUUGGAGAGGACUAUCGGGUCUCGAGCGUCGUGCUCGGAACGACGAUGUACGAGCAUAAGAUUUUUUUACCGUCGUUUGCUCGCGCUCAUAAGAACGCGAAAGUCUUCGUCGUACCCGGUCAGUUUUCGUUUCCCGUGCAGCUUCCGAACCCGUUGUUGGGGAUUUCGAACGCUACAGAAUUGUUGGACAGCUCGAAUCCGCCUCCCGAAUGGCUGGACGAAAUCCAAUAUGAAAUUUUAGGCACGUUCAAUCUGUUUUGGUCGCAAUAUCGGUAUUCCGAGGGGACCUUUUUCCACAAGAAGUCCAAAACGCUGCUCGUGACCGAUGCGGCGGUAUACGUGGACGGUGAGAAUCCACCAGACAUCAUACCGAAAGAAGAGUUGAGAGAUUUAGGAAGUGAGGAGUCGUUUACGAUCAAGCUUUUAAGAGGAUUAAAUUUUAAAGGAGGAAGAGAUGUCGAGAGAGCGAACGACGUCAGCGACGAGAUCAACGGAUGGAGACGCAUGACCCUCUUUUCUCUCUUCAUCGCCCCGGAUGCUAAGAAUAUUAUCAAUCCAGCGAAGAGCUUUAAUGCGAUGAAGAAUAAGUUUGUCGUCUCGCCUAUUGUAUACGUAAUUGUCUUUCAAUUCUUUAGAGAAGAAAUUCGCGAAUGGAAGAAAAACUGCCAGCGAAGAUUUAUUGGUGCAAAUAGGGUGGUAGCGUCGCAUUUUCCCGUAAGUAAGAAGGCGACCGCGAAGGACUUUUACUUAGCGUUUAAGUUUGCGGAUAGUGAUAGCGAAGUGCCGAGUUAUUACAGCGAUCCUCUAGAUCUAGGCAGCUUAGAACUCGUACAGAAAGUCUUGAAUUUCAUCAAGGUCUACGAUUAG